GGCUGCCGGGGUUUUCGGAAGCGCGGAGACGAGGCCGGUCGAGGAACAGUGGAGACACGGGAGCCAGCUUUGGGCAGACUGACAGCGAGCGAAACAGGACAUUUGCGAGUGAAAAAACCUUGCAAAAGACAACUAUUUCUCCAACACCGCGUGAAUGGUCUGAUGAGUAUUCCAGCAGCAGCGUCGGUCCAGUCGGGAGGUGGUGCAGGAGAGAUGCAGUCGCCGGGGGCGAUAAGCCCAUCCUUCCUCCCGCCCCCUGGCACCAAGGUUCCGGGCCGCAAGAGGGGCCGCCCACCAAUCAGGCGGCUGGAGCUGCAGAGCCGCUACCCAGAGCCCCUCCCACCCAUUAAAGUCCCCAAGAAGCGAGGGAGGAAACCAGGCUUCAAGCUCAAGUCUCGUAUGGUGAUGACGCCCAUCUCUCCCCCCAGUAGCACACCGGAGCCCGACAUGAGCUCGAUACCACAGGACGCCGCUACCAUACCACACUCAGCCACGCCACAGAUACUCACAGUCUGCAUCUAUGUGAACAAGCACGUGAACACGGGCCCCAACCUGGACCGCCAGCGUGUGCUGCAGCUGCCUGACCACCUGGGCCCGGCGCGGCCCUCCGUGGUGCUGCAGCAGGCCGUGCAGGGCUGCAUAGACAGCGCCUACCAGCAGAAGACCGUCUUCACCCUGCUCACACAGGGCUACGGAGGGGAGAAGAUCUCAGCCACGUUUGACGGUAAGCAGCACCUGUUGAGUUUGCCGGUGGUGAACAGCGUGGGCUACGUGCUGCGUUUCCUCAAGAAGCUGUGCCGCAGCCUCCUCUGCGACAACCUCUUCAGUGACCAGCCCAUCGCGCCCUCCUCCUCCUCCUCCUCCGCCUCCUCCUCUUCCUCCUGCUCCUCCUCCCUCUCCUUCCACGCGGACAAGAUGGCCGACGGGGGCCAGGCCAAGACCACGGACUCUCCUAUGUGUGAGGAUUACCAUGGCGAUGGUGUGGACUCCAGCAAGAGGUACUCGGUGGACCCCAGUGACUCCGCCUUCGGGGCCAUGACAUCACCGUACCCUCCGCCCAAGCCUACCUACACCUUUCGCUCUGGGCCAGCCUACCCGGGCGCAGUGUGUCGACAGGCGUCCAGCCCCAACGCGUUCCAGGAAGGAAAAAUAAGUGCCUACAGCCCAGGACCCGAGGCCUCUGAGGCGCGGCCGCCCCCGACCAAGGACCCCUCCAGCUGGUCGGUGGAGGAGGUGGUGUGGUUCAUCAAGGACGCAGACCCACAGGCCCUGGGGCCACACGCGGAGGUCUUCAGGAAGCACGAGAUCGAUGGCGAUGCUCUGCUGCUACUGAAGAGCGAUAUGAUAAUGAAGUACCUGGGCCUGAAGCUGGGCCCCGCCCUCAAGCUCUGUUACCAUAUCGACAAGCUCAAGCAGAGCAAAUUCUGACCCUUUACACAACACACACACACACACACACACACACACACACACACACACACACACACACACACACACACACACACACACACACACACACACACGCACACACACACAGCCUGAACUGAAAUGGACCUUUGGAAUUUUGCAUAUCCAGUUGUUGAAAAAAGUUUUUUUUCCAUUUGUUUUACUUUCUUAUAUAUUUUUUGUCAUACUUAAAUGGUGGUCACUUGAAUAAUGUGAGUGUUUUGUGUCUGUGAAGACCUCUUUAUAUUUGUAAUCUUUGUUGUGUUUUACAGCUACUGUCCUACACCCAACUCCAUCUUUCUUUCUUAAGGUGGCGUGUGGGAGUGUGUGAGAUUCGCUCACUUAUGCCACACAACACCCGACUGUCUCUCAUUGAACAGGCAGCUUUAUUUGUGUAGCAAGAGGUGUCUGUGCGCGUGCGCGUGUGUGUGUGUGUGUGUGUGUGUGUGUGUGUGUGUGUGUGUGUGUGUGUGUGUGUGUGUGUGUGUGUGUGUGUGUGUGUGCGGGGGCGUGUGUGUGUGCGGGGGGGACUGAAAGCAAUGCCAUGACUUUGCUCGUAAGCACCUUUCUCUUUGCUUUAACUUUCCUGUCAUGCUCUACUGCCACCCAGUGGCUGGCUUUAGGUACUACAACACCACCCCUACCCUAUGACUGGUGUACACACACACAAACCCACACACACACACACUUAAUAUACUGGUGUAACCAGACAGGUGUACACACACACACACACACCGCACUAACUAUACUGUAUAGUUGUACACUACAAUGUGUAGGUAGUGGCCAGUAAGCAUAGCAUUAAUCAACAAUGUGUUUCUUACACAUCUCAUGCGUUUGCAAAAUGAAGUUUUACUCCUGCAGGCCUGAUGUUGCCGGGGGCCGGGCUGGCAGGUGUAUGUUAGUACUGUCCAUGUGAAUAAUUGGGAAUGUGCGGUAGUAAAGGAAAGAAGCAAAUGCUGCUGAUUUAGUUUCAAAUCAUGUCCAAUUCAUUUUCUUUUACUGACUAUAAGCAUUGAAAAUAGAGGACUGAAAGCUGGCAAUUGACAACAGGAGUUCAAACAACAUUGUUGAGAGCUGGGUUCGGUUUACAUGUAUGUGGACAUUUUUGUAAAUGCAUCCAUUUGGUUGCCUGGCCCUGAUUAGCAUCGACUUUCAAAUCUCGUAUGCUGAAGUUGUUGCGUCACUAGGAGGGCUUGGCCUGGCUUUCCAUUUGGGCCUUUUGUUUUUAAAUAAAUUACGUUUAAGCUUCCUAUAAGGGAUAUUUAUUUAUAAGUGGAGAUUUCAAAAAUACAUCAGUUACAACGGUGCUUCAUGUAAUCCACGUGUUUGUAUGUAAACAGAUUUUUUUUGUUAAUGAUUGUCUGCAUAUGUGUAACCAAGGCCUUGCUCUCUCAAAUAGGUACCCAAUUUAGUUUUAGUUGGCCUGCCCUCAACUCACCUGUUACUGUUUAUAACAUCAAUGCUUCCACAGAAAGACAAUGUUGAAGAAAAUAUAAUCCAAUCUAUUAGAAACAGACAUUCAGACACAGACACACCCACACCCACACAUACAUUGUAAAUACUGCACUAUUUUAUGAGCAUAGUGGUGAGAUGGUAUAGUUUACAUUUCUGCUUUGGCUAUGUCUGAAGUUGUCAAGUUCCUCAUCCACCGCUAGAGUUCCCAUUACGUUGAAUUAAGUAGGUCAGCCUCCUCACAUCAUCUACUACUGUCAUUUGUAACAGCA
Messenger RNA from Engraulis encrasicolus (European anchovy), 3170 nucleotides. It is a transcript of the gene scml4, whose product is annotated as Scm polycomb group protein like 4. The record is from RefSeq and is a predicted model, not a curated record. Gene Ontology annotation, biological process: negative regulation of DNA-templated transcription. NCBI's taxonomy places the organism in Eukaryota, Metazoa, Chordata, Actinopteri, Clupeiformes, Engraulidae. Gene Ontology annotation, cellular component: nucleus. The transcript is spliced from 8 exons. The coding region runs from base 163 to 1428 and encodes 421 amino acids. Gene Ontology annotation, molecular function: chromatin binding; histone binding.